UUUACUUUCACACAGACCGAAGACGCGAGCAGGAGGCUGUAGUUAGCAGGCGGUUAGUAGUUAACUGCUGUGAGUUAAGUCAGGUGCUUGUUAGCGAGCUUAGCUAACGUGAGCUAGCUACAAUCACUGCUGGUUCUGGUUUCCUCAUUGAUGAGCUCUGGUCACCCUGGUUAACAGUUGCUAACUUGCUAGAAGCAUGAAGGCUUUGAUCCUGGUGGGAGGGUAUGGAACCCGGCUGCGACCGCUCACCCUGAGCGUCCCCAAGCCACUGGUGGAGUUCUGCAACAAACCCAUCCUGCUGCACCAGGUGGAGGCGUUGGUCAAGGCCGGGGUGGACCAUGUGGUUCUGGCGGUGAGCUACAUGUCAGAGCUGCUGGAGAGAGAGAUGAGAAUCCAGGAGGAGAGACUUGGGAUUCGCAUCUCCCUGUCUCAUGAGAAGGAGCCUCUGGGAACAGCCGGUCCUCUGGCGUUAGCUCGAGAGCUGCUGAAUGUCGACAACGAGCCGUUCUUCGUCUUAAAUUCAGACGUCAUUUGUGAUUUUCCCUUCAACGAUCUGCUGCAGUUCCACCGCAACCAUGGCAAGGAGGGAACCAUUGUGGUAACUCGGGUGGAGGAGCCCUCUAAGUAUGGUGUGGUGGUGUUUGAGGCGGACAGCGGGAGGAUCCAUCGCUUCGUUGAGAAACCACAGGUCUUUGUCUCUAACAAGAUUAAUGCCGGCAUGUACAUCUUCAAUCCCAGCAUGCUCAGCAGGAUACAGCUGAGACCAACGUCCAUAGAGAAAGAGAUAUUUCCCGUCAUGGCAGAGGAGGGACAGCUGUAUGCCAUGGAGCUACAGGGUUUCUGGAUGGACAUCGGUCAACCUAAAGACUUCCUGACAGGGAUGUGUAUGUACCUUCAGUCGCUACGACAACACGCUCCUGAGAGGCUACGCACAGGGCCCGGUUUCCUCGGCAACGUUCUAGUGGACCCAACGGCUCAAAUUGGGGAGAACUGCACCAUCGGUCCGAACGUGACCAUCGGUGCCGGUGUGAUUGUGGAGGACGGCGUCAGGAUAAAACGCUGCACAGUGCUGAAAGGGUCACGGGUUCGAUCACACUCCUGGCUGGAGAGCUGCAUCGUGGGGUGGAGCUCCUCUGUUGGCCAGUGGGUUCGUAUGGAGAAUGUGACGGUGCUGGGGGAGGAUGUGAUCGUGAAUGACGAGCUUUACCUGAACGGUGCCAACGUCCUGCCUCACAAAUCCAUCAACGAGUCGGUCCCAGAGCCACGGAUCAUCAUGUAGCAUCGGGUGGAGGAGAAAAGCUCAGCGCCUUUUAUACGAACUGGACUGAACACCCAAACUGUGCCAGAGAGAGAGGGACGAAAAGACAGGAUGGAGAAGGAAGGAGGAGGAGAGAAAAAGGAGCAAGACAAGGUUUUUUUUUCUUUUUUAAAUUAAUUUGGACUCGUUUUUAGCCCUGCUUGGCUGCACCUUCCAUCAAUCAGAAACAAUGGCGUAAGCAUGAGCAUGUGAUCUAUCAAAAAGCAGCCGCCCCAUCAGGCUCAUUAAACUUGUCACAUGUCACAUUUUCAAGUGAAACGUCAAACGCUAAAGUCCUGAAAAUGGCAGAUGGUAAAUGUGAAGGCUGCUUUAAUGGAGAAAAGGUAAGGUAGGAGGGCUGGUUUACCUGGGGGCUGGUGGAGGGACUACUACUGAGUGUACUGAGUGUGUGUAGGGAGGAGGGGGGGGGGUUAGAGAGCCAUACGAACACUGCUGCUUAGAUUCACUAUGCAUUUACAUGUCUUGGACAGCUACAGAGUAUCAGCGAACACGCCCAGAAGGAUCAGACUACAUCUACGUGUUUCUCUGCUGCAGCAGAUACUGGAAUCAUGGCUGACGAUGACACUUGUUGGUUAUAGUUAAAGCUGCACUGCAACAUUUUUUGGCGUCUUGGACGCAGAGGGACAAACUGUGAGCACAUCUGAAUUUUUAACCACCUUAAAAAGCUGUUAUGGUGAAUGUUUUAGCAAAGAGUUGCUUUUUUUACACAUCCAGCAGCCACAGAGAAACACUGUCAUUCAGUUAGAGCCAUGUUUGUGUCAACCCGACGAAUGUAAGUCAAAGUGUUUUUUUAUGUAAAAGUUUUGAUUAGAGCGGCUUUAAUCAAGUACGUGUCAGUUCUGCCUUGUUGCCUCGGUUUUUCUGUUCUUUCCUUUAAUCCUGAAAACUGUGUGCUUCAAUGCCAAACCAGUUAUAGCUCUGUAAAAAGUUAGGCAUAGCAAGGUUUUCUUUUUUUUUUAAACAACAAACUGCAGUUUAUCAAGUACAGAUAUUUGAGUUAGACAGUGAAACUGUAACAGGGAUAUUUUACUUUCAAAUAUUGUGUUGUUUUGACAUGUUUUUCAUUUGUUUGGUUACUGGAUAUUUUUCGCUGUUUCCAGCAUUCAUCUCCAGCUGAGGCUGCUGGGAAUUCACUCUUUACUUUUAGAGGGAUCCGGUCAAGAACUGAAUCGUUGGACAAGGUAAAACUUUGUUGGAGACGCGAGAUGAAAAGUCGUUGUCAUUAGGAUUCAUCCGUUGGUAAGAAUGUCUGAACUAAACUUCAUGGCAAUCCUUCCUAUCGUCGCUGAGAUAUCUCACGCUUCACCAAAGUGUUAGACCGACAGAAUGCCUAAAGACUAAAGUUGCUGAGUUUAACGUUUUUUGAAUGAGGUGUAUUAAUAAAUAUAAAGGGAAGAGUCUGUGUGAAACAGAUUUCACUCUUCUCAGUCAAAUGAAGGGGAUUUAUUAACCUCACCUCUGAUUCAUGUCGUCCUUGUUGUAAAAACGAAUCGUUUUAACGUUCAGCAGAUAUGACUUUACAUCAGUAGACUUUACCUGAUAGAGUAAAAUAAACCGGUGAACCUUAACGGUUGGAGGCUUCUGGAGCUCGUCACUUCAGGCGUCCAUGGUUUUGUCAGCUCAGAUGCACAGAGUUUAGUACUGAUGGAUCUUCAGGUGAUACCUGCUGUCAGUCCAGGCACUCAACACUGAUCUCUGAACACAGUGCAGUGGUUCUAUGGUUGUUAUGCAGUUAGUGAUAAACAGUAUUUACAUGUAAAGGCUUUGACUGUGUCUGAAUGAAUCUUGUAAUGAAGUCUUUUUUUUAAAGAGAAUAAUAUAAUCUAC
Messenger RNA from Toxotes jaculatrix (banded archerfish), 3145 nucleotides. RefSeq names its product GDP-mannose pyrophosphorylase B (gene gmppb). Gene Ontology annotation, biological process: cell wall mannoprotein biosynthetic process; GDP-mannose biosynthetic process. The coding region runs from base 197 to 1279 and encodes 360 amino acids. NCBI's taxonomy places the organism in Eukaryota, Metazoa, Chordata, Actinopteri, Toxotidae. The record is from RefSeq and is a predicted model, not a curated record. The transcript has 10 exons. Gene Ontology annotation, molecular function: mannose-1-phosphate guanylyltransferase (GTP) activity; GTP binding. Gene Ontology annotation, cellular component: cytoplasm.